Sebastes umbrosus (honeycomb rockfish) is the source of this 4659-nucleotide messenger RNA. It is a transcript of the gene cpap, whose product is annotated as centromere protein J. Gene Ontology annotation, cellular component: centrosome; nucleus; centriole. Gene Ontology annotation, molecular function: tubulin binding. The record is from RefSeq and is a predicted model, not a curated record. Bases 274 to 4266 code for a protein of 1330 amino acids. NCBI's taxonomy places the organism in Eukaryota, Metazoa, Chordata, Actinopteri, Perciformes, Sebastidae. Gene Ontology annotation, biological process: cilium assembly; centriole elongation. The transcript is spliced from 19 exons.
AGUCUAACUAGUACAGUCGUUAUAUGAAACAAAAAGCCAAAUAAAACAAAUAAUGUAAAAGCGUUUAAAAAAACAAAACAGUAAAACUGCAUUACCCAUAAUGCAACACCUGGGUUGUAGUCGUUCUUUUACUCUCGCGGGCUUUGUUUUGAUAAUGGCGGCAGGCUUCGAAUCUCCUGUCUGUUAUGUUUCUAAAGCGCAGGUUUUCACUCCGGUUACACGGACGUUCGUCGAUGUUACAGCGAGUCCUGCCUGAGACAGAGUGGUGUCACCAUGUCAUCUCCAGCCGGGCUGCAGCACUCCCAGGCAGACUUCCUGGCACGCUGGUUGCCAAGUAGCACAAGAGCCGGGGUGAUCCUCAGCCCGGGCUGCCCUGACUUAGCUGGCUCGUUGCGGUACAACUCCACUGCCGUGGGAUCAUCCCCUUCCCUUGAGCCAGACGACUCCUUCGCCUCCGACUUCGCCCCUCUGCCCGGCUCUGUAGACAGCAGCUGCUGCCUCGGUGUGGAUGGGUUUGCCCGGUCGCCUGGAGGAGAGAAGGCCGGGACUGACAGGCCAGUGAGCGGGCUGUCCUCCUCUGUGGCUCCGAGGAAUCUAGAUGGAGAGUUGGACAGUUUGGGUGAGAUGGCGAGCAAAUCACAGGAUGUGCCCAUAAGGAUGAAGCUAGAACAGUUGAGGAAAUGGCAGCAGCACAUGCAGGAGCAGCUAAAAGCUCAUCAGCUGGAGGAGCUGCUUCGCCUCCAAGAGGAGCAGCAGAGGCUGCUGGGAAUGAUGAACGGAUCCCAGCACUGCAUAGAAGAUGACACAGAGAGUUCAGGGCUGUCAGGAGCAGAAUGGGAGGACAACUCGCUGCAGAGAGCCUGUCGUUACACAGAGAGCCUAUACAGCCCCUCCAUAAACUGCCGUGGGGCCUCACAGGGCUCCACCUGUGGCCUCCGACAGGAACGAGAGCCCUCACCUGCACAAAGUCCGGAGCGGCUACCAAGAGGUCAAGAUUGUCAGGAGGUGGACGAUGAGGAAGAGGGCAUGUGGAACUCCAGAGAAGAUACUAGCCAUUUUCAUGAGCAUGAUGACACGUUAAUACCAAGUAAUGGUGGGGCUUUGACUGAAGACAACAGCAGAGAAGAAGAUGAAGUCUUCCAUGACAGACCUAUAAAGUCGGGUAUCGGGGGUCAGAAGAAGACGUUUGAGGAGCUGUUGGAGGAGCAGAUGAGGGUUGAGGAGCAGAGGCUGAGGUCUGCCCGGCAACAGCAGAGCCAAGAUGGAGCUGAAGCUGUCCCUCCUAAGAGGGCCUUCCUGAAGCGAGGCGACGGCCUCUCGAGAUUUACUAACAAUCGCAAAGCCUCGCUACCAAAAAUGGGGGUGAAAAAGGACCUAAAACCACCGCUCAAGGCCAGAGUAAUCUCCCGCAGCAACUCAGAGCCUACAGCUAUCCAGAGAGGUGGCGUCCAGCAGCGGCUUCCCGUUCAGCGUAAAACCGCCACGCUCAACAAGGAAAACCGACUGAGAGGUCUCAUCUCGCCACCUCGGGACAUCAGAGUUGAGAGUAAGGCAGCACGGAUGAAGGUUUUGGGUAGUCAUCAAAGACAGAACACAGACGGACCGGAGUCCAUUCAAACUGACCCGGAGGGGAGACAAACCAAACAUAACCUUUGGCAAGUAAAGGAGCAGGAUAAUAGGAAAGUGGGUCAGUUGGCUCAGACUGUGAGGAACACCGGUCCUAACACGCAGCCAAACCCUGUAACCAAACAGGUGGGUGUGUUAAGAGGACCAGAGAAGGCUGAACACGAUGCUGCUAGAGAGACAAGUUGUGGUUCAAGAGUGGAAACGGCAGACGGAGUUCCACAGGAGUCGUUUGAGUUGUCGUUCCAGGAGAAGCUCGGGCGCUGGGAUUGUGACCUGCAGGUGGAGAACAUGGAGCUGGGAGAGUUUGAGCUGCUGGAGCAAGCGGCCGAGGAGCUGUCCUUCUCCUCCAACUCCUCCUUUGUCAUAAAGGUUCUCCAGAUGGACCAGCAUUACAGGGGGCUGCACCCACGGCGGCUCUCCUCCACCCCCAUCAAGUCGCCACCCGGAGGAGGCAGUCAGAGGUGCAGCGGUGUUGACAGUAGCGGUGGCUUGGCGUGUAAAAGCAGCUCCGUGAACUCAGAAGUGGUCGUGGUGAAGAUGAGAGACGACGCCCUCCAGAACAAGGCGAGCAUCGAGGAUCAGGAGGAGCAGGAAGGACAGGAGAUCUCUGAUGUUUCAUCCUGUGGCAGCUCUGAAUCUGAAGACCAGGAAGUGGCGGUCAAACCAGCUUCGUUUCCCAGCAGCCUUUGCUUUCCCGCACAGUCCAACCCGCCAUACGACAAGCGGUCGUAUCAGGACGAGGACAGUUGCAGGGAUUCAGAUGUGACACGAGGCGACGACGGCGGGGAGAGCGAUGGCGCGCUCAGCAACGCUGACGAGUCCACUCUGAUAGAGGACAGAGACGGGCAGCAGGGUGGAGUUGUGUUUGACGACGACGACACGUGGAACGACCUGGAGGACACCGCGGUCGGCACGGCCAAUGACAGUAGAGGAGUUAGUCCAGCCAAUGGGAUCUCUCCACCACCGCGGACUCUGUUGAGGAAGGUGGCAGCGAGCAAAGUAGUGGAGCUGGAUAAGGGCUCGGAUCUUCUUCCUCCUCCUUCUCCUCCUCCUCCUGCCUCACAGCUCAUGACCAGGUUGUUCCCCUCACUGAAGCCAAAGGCCCAGACUGCACCUCUCCCUCCUCCUCCUGCUGCUCCUGUUGCUCCUGAGUCCAAAAAGUCAGAGGAGGAGACAGGCCAGCAGGUCCAGUCUAGACAGCUGAGGGAGAGACUGGUGGAACUGGAGAUCGAGAUCGAGAGAUUUAAGAAGGAGAACGCCGCCCUUGCCAAACUGAGACAGGAGAACGAGAAAAACCAGGAACAUCUCAGGAAAGAGCGUUUGGAGUUUGAGCAGAGGAGAGCGGAGGAGCUGGCCAAGUUUGAGGAGUACAAGAAAGAGGAGAACAGGAAGUUGCAGAAGGAGCGCAAACUGUUUGAGAAGCACGCGUCGGCCGCCAGAGCCAUCCCUGACAAGAAGGAGCGAGAGGAAAUCCAGGUGUUGAAGCAGCAGCUGGGCUCGCUCCAGGAGGAGCUGAGGGGGAGGGAGAGUCGCUGGGCGUCGACUCACAGCCGGCUGAGGCAGCAGAUCGACUCCCUCAGCCAGGAGAACGGCUCUCUCCGGGACGAGAUCCGUAUGUUGGAAAAGCUCCGCCUCAGUGCCUGGAAGAAAAACCCUGUCACUGCAGAGAAGGACAACGAAAUGAAAGACGCUCCCAAAAUAUGUGAGAACAACGGGACAUCUGUGACCAAAGGAGUGAAAUUCGCUAGUCCUCUUGACACCAGAAGAAGCAGCAUCAGUCCUCCAGAGAGCAGCGCGGCUAGAAGGAGCUCCAGAGAGAUCAGUCAGAGUACUACAGGCGGGAUAAAAAGCAGCCUGAGGAGGCCAUCAGCGCCAGUCUUCUCUUCAUCUUCCUCCUCCUCCUCCUCUUCCUCGCUGCCUGGCAGGAGGACAGAGGAGAGUUCAACACCUGCCAGCAAGAUCCAGGACAGACCGCCAAACCAAGAACACUCACACAGCUGCUCUCCAAAAAGAGAUUCUCUGCCAAAAGAACCAAAAGAGUGCAGCGAAGCCAAAGAGCCAGAAUCAGCUCAGGAGGUCAUCACACACCCUGAUGGGAGGAUAGAGAAGGUUCUGGCCGGUGGCGAUCGCCUCAUCGUCUUUAACAACGGGACCAAGAAGGAGGUUUCAGCCGACGGACUGACGGUUAAAGUCACCUUUUUCAACGGAGACACCAAAGAGGUCGCAGCCGACCAGAGAGUGAUCUACUUCUACGCCGACGCCCAGACGACUCACAUCACCUACCCAGACGGCAUCGAGGUCCUGCACUUCCCCAACAACCAGACCGAGAAACAUUUCCCAGACGGCCGUAAAGAAAUCACCUUCCCAGACCAGACGGUCAAGAAUCUUUUCCCCAACGGCCGGGAGGAGAGCGUGCUGACGGACGGCACCAUCAUACAAGUCAACCCGGACGGCACCAAGGAGAUCCUGUUCAACACGGGCCAGAAGGAGAUCCACACGGCCGACUACAAGAGGAGGGAGUAUCCCGACGGCACCGUGAAGACAGUCUACAGCGACGGCAGGCAGGAAACCCGCUAUCCCAACGGACGGCUCCGGGUCAAAGACAAAGACGGAAACGUCGUCCUGGACAGCGGAGCGUAGGGAGGGACACGCCGUCUCAGUACGGAUACCAUCCCCAGAGACUUACACAUUUUUUUACCUCAGUUUUACUCAACACGUUUUCUUAACAGGAACACCAGAAGGAACCUUUUAAUGAUGUACAGAAUAUGUUUUGUGUCUGAAGUUUUGCGAUGAACUCCGUUAUUAAGUCUUUUGUUUGUAACAGGAUAUUUAUGGGCUUAUGAUCAGUCUUAUGAAUCUAAAUGUUUACAUCAUUCAGUGAAGGCCUGCUGUACACAACUGCUUCAGAGUGGAGUGUUUUUGGUUUUAAGUGUUUGUUUACAACUAUUUUAAUUUGUAUAAAUGUUAAAUACAUAUUUAUUUUCUUAGCUGACUGUAUAUUUUUUGUAAAAUAAAAAUGUAUGUGUUUUUUUU